Molecule: messenger RNA, 1489 nt
Organism: Vavraia culicis subsp. floridensis
Lineage: Eukaryota; Fungi; Microsporidia; Pleistophoridae
Exons: 1
Coding region: 1-1446 (481 amino acids)
Molecular function (GO): nucleic acid binding; ATP binding
Source: RefSeq, a predicted model, not a curated record
AUGACAAAUACCGCGAUCAUUGAGAAAACUAAAAAUAAUUCAACAACUGACAAUCUUGGUACACAAAUAAACAAAGAAAUCAAAUUUACUUUUUUUAUCAAGGACAAGAAUGUUAUUGCACAAUUGGAACAACGAGGAAUGCAAAGCAUGCGAGAGGUGCAAUACAGAGCAUACAACAAGGUGUUUGAAGGACAUAACGUCAUGAUACAGUCAAACACAGGAUCUGGAAAGACAUUAGCGUAUCUGUUGCCGCUCAUAAUGAGCGAGCGUCGAGGUCUUAUUAUUGUGCCAACAUAUGAACUUGCUACACAGACCUACCAUGUUGCAAAGACAUUCACAUCCAGAGUAGGUAUCAAUGCAGGCAAACUUUGUGUUGAUUUGCAUGCUGAUAUACUCAUAAGCACCCUGGGAAAGUGUAGAGAAAUGCAAAUGGCUGACCGUGUGUUCUGUUGUAUUGACGAAGCGGAUAGAAUUUUAGAAAAUGACAUGUUCUUAAACGGUUGUUUCAAACAAUUUAUCUUAGUUAGCGCAACGAUUGACGAGGCAAAGAUUCUUAGACGGCUGGUGCGCAGAUGUGGUAGGUGGAUGAAAAUAAGUACACAAACGAAAAAUAUUCACGAACAAAUACGUAUCAUAGAUUGUGAUUUAGAUAAUGAAUGUGAAGAAACUGGUAGCGAUGAAAAAAUAGCUUUUUAUCGUGUUAGUGUCACUAAUGAACAAAGAAUCAGAGAAUUCUACAUGAAAAUUGAGUAUGAUCACAAAUUGUUCAUUUUUGUAGAAUUACUGAAGAGAAAUAGGAAUAAAAAGGUGAUUGUGUUCUUCAACACGAUAAAUUCGGUAGUAUUCUACCACAAUUUGCUUAAGCGUAUGAAUUUUAACGUAAUUGCUAUUUUCGGGAAAAUAAACCAACAGAAGAGAAAGGCAAUUGUUGAAAAGUAUGAAACGAUAGGAGGCGUGUUGUUGUGCACAGAUUUGAUGUCGCGAGGAUUUGACUUUAAAUCCAUAGAUCUGGUUGUGCAUUUCGAGCCAAGUUUUAACUUGGAUGGUUACAUUCACAGAAAAGGGCGGGCUGGUCGUAAUAAAAGUGGCAAGAGCAUUCUUUUCUUGUCAAAUUUGGAGGUUAAGCUUACUGAUGGAAUUAACCGGAUUAGAGAACUUGUGUAUAUCGAGAAAAAGUUUCUUGAGCGCAAUAAAAGUACACAUAGAGUGAGUUUUGGCGAUAUUCCGCUGUCUAAUAGCGUGUAUAGUGGUUCGCUUGUGCCUAGAAUUCAAAAAAUGGUUAAAAACGAUUUUGUUCUCCACAAAAUGGCGGUAGAUGCCUUGAAAUCGUUUUUAAGGAUAUACGAGGGGAACACAGGAAAAAAUUUUAACGUUGAUUCAUUGAAUUUGAACGAUAUUGCACGUGCAUUUGGGCUGAAGGAAAUACCAAUUCUGGAUUUUGUAUGAAAUAGAAGCUCAUUUAGUUUUAUUAAUAAAAAUGAUUACCUCU